Molecule: messenger RNA, 2232 nt
Organism: Boleophthalmus pectinirostris (great blue-spotted mudskipper)
Lineage: Eukaryota; Metazoa; Chordata; Actinopteri; Gobiiformes; Gobiidae
Gene: fam171b
Product: family with sequence similarity 171 member B
Source: RefSeq, a predicted model, not a curated record
AUGCCGCCGUCACUGCUGGUACCCUUCGUGCGCACGCUGCCGCUGCUGCUGCUCUGGGGCCUGGGGGGUUCGGGGGGUCUCGGGGCCUCUGACACGGACGCGAACUCGACUUCUCCCGGGGACAAUGGGCUCGCCGCGGCCGCAACAGAAGCUUCAUCAGCGGAACCUCCGUUUAUCCUGCGGGUCCUGCUGAGGGACAGCGUGUCUCGGGCCCCUCUGUCAGGGGCCUCAGUGGACGUGUACGUAAACCACAGUCUGAGGAGCUCGGUGCUGACGGGCCCCAGAGGAGACGUCCUGCUCUGGGUCAGCUACAAUCCUGCAGAGAGCCUGACCCUGGUGGGGCACAUGGAGGGGUACCCCCUGCCCCUGCCCUGGAGCUCCGCCCGCAGACCACUGUUCUCAGCGAUGACGUUAGCGCUCCUGCCUCAGAGCCAAGGAAACAUCUGGCUGUAUGAAGACUCAGUUCUCAUCACAGGGAAGUUACCUGACAGCUCAUCAGAGCCGAGGGUCAAGUUCCCUAAAAACCUCCUCUCCCUCUCUGACUCCACGAACAUCUCCUCAGUGACAGCUUAUCUCACAGUCCCACAGCGCCCUCUGGCCAAGGACUGCAGCAACUGUACACCAGGUGUCAUUAGCAGCAAAUCAGCCCUGCGCAACCUCGACCUGAGGCCAGUGGCCGCGGUCAGUGUGCUGCUCUACUCUGGAGAGGAGCAGCUCCAGAUCCGAGGGCCUAUCCACAUCAGCCUGCCCCUGGGUCCUGACACCCGCCUGAGGGCCGCAGACACUGUGCCUGCAUGGGCCUUCAACAGCAAGACCGGGGCCUGGGAGAACCAGGGUCUGGGGAUCGUGAAGAGCACUGGCUCCGAUCUGAUCUGGACCUACACAGCGUCCCAUCUGGGAUACUGGCUCGCUGCCCCUCUGCCCUCCUCACAUGAUUACCUUGGAGCAGGUAGCUCCCUGGACUUCCUCCCCCAGCACACUUACCUCCUGAUGGGGGUACUGGCUGGGACUCUGGCCAUAGUGGUUGGUUUUCUGUCUGUGCUGCUUUGUUACUGCAGAGGGUCGAACAGAGCGCCCCGGAGGAGAGCACGCUUCUCCAAACUGACUGUGGUGAAGAAAGACCAGACCACUUCCACUCACCUAGAGGAAGGCCUGCUUUCCUGUGACCCCUCCAGCACCCCCAGGCACAAGGUCAACUAUAACAUCUAUGUGGAAGAGCCUCUAGGCCACUCUGGAACCUCCCUGUAUGAGAACAUCAAGCCCUCUCAGCCCCCACCCCACUACAUCAACAGUGAAGAGGUGGCUCGGCUUCGGAACAAGGUCGAGCAGAACCGGGCCAAUAUGAACACUGAAGACUUCUUCCCGGAUAAGCUGGUCCACCUGUACAACCAGCCUGUGGCCAUCAUCCAGGCUCCAGAGCUGUUUGGUGCCCAGGACAUGGGCUGUAAGGCAGCCACGUUCCCCCGCAACGGACUGGAUGAGGCAGAGAACAAGAGCAACACCCAGACCCUGCCCAAAGGAGGAGGUAGUCCCCAGCAGAGCAGCCAAGAUGACCCCCAGCCUCUGGAGGUCCCUGUGUCCGGCACUGGCCCUAAUGCUAAUGUUCUGUGGAGCCGCUACAGCAACCUGCUCGAGUCAUCGGUGUCAGUGCCUGGGACUCUGAACGAGGCCUUUGGCGGAGGCCCCGGGGACCACAGUGAACUUCAGGGGAUCUCAGAGCGAACCCUCCUGGAGCUGACGCGGGGCAAGACGUCAGUGCCCCUCCCCAGGGCCUGGUUUGUGUCCCUGGAUGGAAGGCCCGCUGCACAAGUGCGUCACUCCAUCAUCGAGCUCCAAAGCCGAGCGCGCCCUCCCAGCAGCAACGACACCAGCCUGGACUCAGGGGUGGACAUGAACGAGCCCCAGCACCGGCCCUCGGUCAAAGCCUCCUCAUUGUCCCACCUGGGCCGCGGUCGCUAUGGCGACGAGCAGGACCUGAGCAGCAGUGAGAGCGGCACCACCACAACCUGCACCCCCGAGGACUCCUCCCUCAGGAACAUCCUGGACAGCAGCAGCAUCACCAACAUCCCCGAGGAGAGGGACGGCAUGGACACGUCCAGCGCUCAGGAGGACAGUGAGUCCAGAGGGACACCACCUCCACGCCGCCUCAGGAAGGUCAGGGACAAGGCCAAGAGUGACAAGAGAGGGGCCAAACACGUCCGUGAGGCACGGGCCCUCAACAAACGCAGUUAG